CAUAACAUACGACGAUAAAACGUAUGUUAAGUGAAGAAAAUAUAUUUCAUAGAAAGAUGAAGUAAUAUUCGAUAAUUCAAUGUACCUGCACCAAAACAGUACGUUUUUCUCCGGUCCUCGCCAUUGUUUACGGAAGUAAAUUACGUCCCUUCUUCCACCAGAUGGCGUUGAAGCAAUGAUGGCGGAUUGUUCAAAGCAAGAAGAUUCGCUUGGAUAAUUUUUGGAAGAAAUUCUAUUUUUUUCGGUCAUCACCAUGGCAUAUACAGAUUUUCCUCACCAAAAUCAGCUCCAGUUUAAUCUCAAUGUUCCUCUGAAAGCCAAGAACUUAAUGGUGCAACAUCAUCAUCUCCAGCCAGUGGUAAUUGAGAGAGUCCAUGACAGGAGGGGAACAUUCACAGGGAGACCUAAUGUCCUCCCCAGCUCUCAGUCCUCUUUCCAGUUUCAAUCUGUGUCUGAGGACCGCAUGGCUAUGGCCAUACAGAUGGCCAGACGUGAUUUAAAAAACAAGAAAAGCCAACAAAAGUCUGGUGUCAGAAGUCGGUCUCCAUCCCCUAGAUCGUCUAAGACUCGAGUGAUACAUAGUAAAGAGUACUUGGAAAGACAGAAGAAGUGGGUAGGGAAGAGUAAAAAGCCCUUCAGUGUGAGGGAGCGAGAUUUGAACAGGCAUCCAAGGACAAUGAAAACUCAAACCCCAUCACAGUCUCCUAAACCAUUCCUGAAUACCAGGGCAGUCAGUCGUCUUCCAGUUACCACAAACAGUCCACCUACCCGUGACAUAGAUGUGUACCCCCGCUACAAGGUGAGAGAGGACCUGGAGCCCUCAGACAACAUAGAGAGACUGCAGCUGGAGCUGGAGGGCUACCUCCAGCAGAUAAAGCGGGUCGGGGAGAAGGCACUGCACGAUCCUGACCACUUUGUUCAUCGAUCCCGAAGUCGAAAGAAAGAUGGCUAUCUCUCUGACGAGGAAGAUGAAGAGAGGAGGGUGACCAGAACAGAAGAAUUUGCCACCCGUGCUGCCCGGAACCUGUACAACCUGAGACAGCAAGUGCGUCAGAUCCAGAGAGACUUGAUCAACCUGGGGCCUGACAGCAAGGUCAAACAGACAAAAAAGAGUCAAGCGAUGUCCAAGCUGGCUGCAGCUCACAGAGGAGCAGCAAGAGCAAUUCAAGCCUUUGUCACCAACCUCCCUCAACAAGACUUACGGAGUGGCCUCCCUUCCUCCUUUCAUGAGCUGUCCCUGUUGAUCCGCCAGUUGACUCAACUCAGCUCCCAGAUCAAGCAGGGCCAGGACAGUCUGGUGCAGACAGAGUUGACCAGCAUGCUGGACAAAGUGGAUGACCUGAACGAUGCAUGGGAGAGAGAGGUGAGGCAGCGAAGGAACGCGAACCGCGAGUCGCCACCCAGGAAGCGUUCUCCGGUGAGUCGGCAACUGUUUGACAGGGAGGAGGAGAGGGUGAAACAGUUCAGGGCACAGAUGAGGGGACACGGCAAGGAAAAUAAACCAAAGGGUGUGCUGAAGAAAACAUUCAAGCAUUCCUAUCAGGCACCUGCUCCGAAAGUGCAGCCACGGAAAGAGAAGUCCCCCGACAGACAAGCUACGCUGCGAGCUGGCAUCGCUGCCUUGAUGCGGGACCGGGACCCGUCUCUUGAAGGUCGGCCUAGAGGAGGUGUGUCGUGGAACAUCUCACUAGACAACAAGCCCUCACAGAAGAAAGGCCUGUUACUACCAGCCAAAUUACAGGCAAAACGGGAGAAGCUCCACAAGCAUCAUCCCCAGGUAGUGACAGACAGCCAUUUUGCUGAUCCAACGAUAGCCGCCAAUCGUAAAGCUGUUCUCCCUCUUCACAACCCGUUCGAUGACGACUCCCGGCCAAACUCAGCUCCAUCCUCCCCAGGACAGAGAUAUCGAAGCCAGUCUCACAGUCCAGGCAGACUUGGCUCUCGUCACCCCUGGAAACCCCCAGGCACCCCGACCAAAAGUCCUGCCACGCCCAAACAUCGGAGUCGCUCUUUCAGUCCACCAGGUUCUCGUAUGAGGUUCUUUGUUGAAGAUGUAGACAAAGAUAUUGUGAAACAACUGUUUCCUGAUGACGAGAAACAAACCUUUAAGCACAAUCGUAAAUCAAGAAGUGUUUCAUCCCCAGGGAGAAACAGGUCUCCUAGAGCAUCAAGCAUGUCAAGACGGAGAGAACCGCUGCGGAAUUCCUUUGUGUCAAGCGUGGUAGACGAGGCUAAGAAGAGGAUGAAGCCAUAUCUCAAGAAGGGCGCUGCUUCAUAUCCUGGCUACCGUCAGUCCCGGAGGUCGUCACCAUCGCCCGACAGAUCCAGUAUUUAUGACGACUCUGUGAGUAGCCAGCUGCUUGAGGACAUCCUUGCAGAAACAGUCCAUGAUCUUCACAACAUGGAUGAAAGGGAGAGGGUACGCAAGAAGGCUGUGUCCAUGCAAGAUGCACCGACUCUUGAGACUAUAUUCCAGAGGUUAGAGGAAAUGGAGCAAGAACAGGUGGACAUUCGACGUAGAUGGGCAACGGUCAGCUAUACAAACCCCCAGCCAGUGUCCAAGUACUUCACCACAAAGGAGGUUUUGUCAGAUCGCCCGCGCUCUCCACCAGCUAUUGAGGUACACAGGACUGGUGGACCAUCAACACCACCCAGACAUGUCAAAUUUUCACAACAACCCCCAGAGCAGCCAAUAGUGUUUACCAAAGAAUCACAGCGGUCCAAAUGGACUGAGAGUUUCUCCCACAAGGUUCCCGAGGAUGCCAGUGAGCGUGAGCCCGUGACAAUGCCCAGCAUGUGCAGACCUCGGACGUUGUUGUCCAUCCCCCAGUCUGUGGCCAGCAGGAUCGACAACCACCAGGAGGCAUACAGCAACUACCUCAAGAAGAUGUCCCAUCACCCACAGGGGAUCUUCCAGCCAUGGAAACUUGUCCAGCAGAUCAGUGAUGAGAUUUUCACAGAAUGUUUGAAAGAGGUAACGGGAGAACUGGAUGACUUCAACGAAGCAAUUGCAAACCAUUUGUACAAGUCGGAGUUCAUGGAAGCCAAAGGUCAGACCCCUUCACCAGAGGUCAGGCAAUCUAUGUCAAAGUUCACGAGUAGGACCACUUCACCAGAGGCUAGAGUGUCCUUGACCCAAGCCGAAGAAAGGCUUGUUGGGAGGGAUAUAUCUCAUAAUGCGACUUCCAAGCAUGUGAGUGUGUCUUCACGACCCGUUGAAGAUGUUGAGGAUGAGGAAGAGGAUGACGAGGAUGAUGAUGAUGAUGAUGAUGACGAAGACCUCGGGAGUGAGGACUGGCAGACAGAUGAUGAGGAUGAUGCCAGCUAGUGCUGGGACUGGUGUCUGCAUGCCCUGUGAGUUUGUGUGGAGAUCCAAGUCAGUUCAGCAUGGAGAGGCAGUGUAUCUAUGAAGACACAGUCCAAGCACAUAAGCUUGGCUUGUAAGAUGGUUAAGUAUGUAUGACUGACUUUUAGCUGUGGGACAAACUGAAGAUGUGGAACAUCUUUGUGACUUUUAUCCCUUGUUUGAUUUUGUAUGAUAGAAAUAUCCACAUGUAAUGAUAAUCCUGUUGAUGUCUUUCCAUACCAAGCUGUGAUAUUUAUUCAGUGGAUCUUGUGAAUCUGCUGUUGAUGGAAAGUGAUCUGUAUUUGCCAACCUGUCGUGGACAUGAGGAACUUUGCAGAUAGGAAUGUGUUGAAGACAGCUGGGUUGUUUGUGUGAUAUGCUUCACCCCAGACUGUCCAGCUGACGGAGUGUUCCGUGAUUGUAACCCACGGUGGUCAUAUUUCCCCACAAACUGUUUACCGUCCAGAUAUUACUAUGUAUGUCAAUAUUUAUACAAGGCCAUGGCAGGAUCUACUGUUGAUGUACACUCAUGUCAAGGUUGACAAAUGUAGGAUAAAUGUCAACAUGAGUGAAUAACAAAUAUGUGGUACUUUUCAGGGGGGGGAUGUUUAGUUUUUGUUGGGGUUUUUUUUGGGGGGGGGACUGUAAUGAUAAUAUUCAUACUUGUUAAUAAUAAUAUAGCCCUUGUUUGAAACCUUGGAUUGUAGAGGGUCAAUGUCAAUGUGUGGGGCUUCAUGUUACUGAUGUUACUAGGGUGUGUAGGGCAGGGGUCAAUAUUCGGGGCUUCAUGUUACUGAUUAUACUAGGGUGUGUAGGGCAGGGGUCAAUAUUCGGGGCUUCAUGUUACUGAUGUUACUAGGGUGUGUAGGGCAGGGGUCAAUAUGAGGGGCUUCAUGUUACUGAUGUUACUAGGGUGUGUAGGGCAGGGGUCAAUAUGUGGGGCUUCAUGUUACUGAUGUUACUAGGGUGUGUAGGGCAGGGGUCAAUAUGUGGGGCUUCAUGUUACUGAUGUUACUAGGGUGUGUAGGGCAGGGGUCAAUAUUCGGGGCUUCAUGUUACUGAUGUUACUAGGGUGUGUAGGGCAGGGGUCAAUAUGAGGGGCUUCAUGUUACUAGGGUGUGUAGGGCAGGGGUCAAUAUUCGGGGCUUCAUGUUACUGAUGUUACUAGGGUGUGUAGGGCAGGGGUCAAUAUGUGGGGCUUCAUGUUACUGAUGUUACUAGGGUGUGUAGGGCAGGGGUCAAUAUUCGGGGCUUCAUGUUACUGAUGUUACUAGGGUGUGUAGGGCAGGGGUCAAUAUGUGGGGCUUCAUGUUACUGAUGUUACUAGGGUGUGUAGGGCAGGAGUCAAUA
This is a messenger RNA of Haliotis rufescens (red abalone), 4696 nucleotides long. RefSeq names its product protein moonraker-like. Gene Ontology annotation, biological process: protein localization to centrosome; centriole replication. The coding region runs from base 254 to 3328 and encodes 1024 amino acids. NCBI's taxonomy places the organism in Eukaryota, Metazoa, Mollusca, Gastropoda, Lepetellida, Haliotidae. Gene Ontology annotation, cellular component: centriolar satellite. The transcript has 19 exons. The record is from RefSeq and is a predicted model, not a curated record.